Molecule: messenger RNA, 577 nt
Organism: Racocetra persica
Lineage: Eukaryota; Fungi; Glomeromycota; Glomeromycetes; Diversisporales; Gigasporaceae
Source: the annotation of a GenBank genome assembly
UCCUUGGGUAUCUUAUGAAGAUAACGCACCUUAUGAUAUGACAAUUCAUGCAAUGAAUGAUUUAAAUAAGAACAGUCGUACCUUUAAAAAUACAUAUUAUAGAACUUAUGCUACAUCUAUCACGAGCCAAGAUCCACUUACAAAAUUUCAUCGACCACAAUUUUCGCUCCUGUUCCCACUUCCAAUUUACUUUUUAUCUUGCCAAAUAGGUAGCUUUAAAUUUUCACCCAACACCAACCAAUUUCCUAUAGAUCCAGAAAAAGAAUUACCUAAUUGGUACGAAAAUGAUGGAGUAUGUCCAAAAAUUUCACAAAUGCAUCCCGGUGGAUUUGAAUGCAAUGAUGAAAUGUGUAAACAUCAUAAAGGACUUCCAAAUCUUAUCGAUGAUGAAAUAGUAAAAAAUAAUUUAAAAUAUGAACCAGGAAAAUGGGAUGUUUGGGAAAUAAAAUCCAUUUCACAUUUUGGUCUUGUUCCAGUUUGGUAUGGAACUGAAACUCAAGAAUUAUUUUUCAGAGGAUACAAAGAAUAUUUAGAUUGUUUGGAUAAACUCGAUGUCGACAAAAUAGUUAGUAAAUGA